AUGACUAUACCACCAAGCCUUACUCUUUCUUCUUCAUUGUCUGCAGAAACUGGUCUCGUGUGCAAGCUCCACAAGUCGAUCUACAGCCUCAAGCAAUCCUCCAGACAGUGGUAUAAAAAGCUCACUGAUGCUCUCAUUCUUGAAGGAUUUACUCAGUCCCAAGCUGACUACACCUUGUUCACCAAAGGCUCCAACAGCACCUUCAUUGCCCUCCUUGUGUAUGUGGACGAUAUCAUAAUUACCGGCCCCAACAUUACCUUGUUGCACCAACUACAUGCCUCUCUUCAUGCACAAUUCAAGCUUAAAGCCCUCGGCAAGCUAAAAUAUUUCUUGGGAUUCGAAAUAGCUCGGGCUAAGGAGGGACUAUUCCUUUCUCAACGUAAAUAUACCCUACAGCUUUUAGAAGACACCGGAUACAUGGGAAGCAAACCAUCCAAAACUCCUAUGGAUCCCAAAAUCAAAUUAGAUGAUCAACAAGACACCCCUCUUGAAAAUCCUUCUCACUACCGACAACUCAUUGGACAUCUACUGUAUCUCACCUUGUCCAGACCAGAUAUAACCUUCACAGACAACCAGGCCAAGGAAUCCUCUACUCCACCAAUUCUUCCCUACAUCUCCCAAGGCUUUUCAGACUCGGAUUGGGCCUCUUGUCCAACCACUAGACGAUCCACAACCGGCUACUGCAUAUUCCUUGGUGACUGCCUCAUCUCUUGGCGAACCAAAAAGCAACCAACCAUCUCCAAAAGCUCUGCCGAAGCAGAGUAUAGAGCCUUGGCUGCAACAAGCAGUGAGAUCACAUGGCUACAAUAUCUGUUAAAGGAUUUUCAAAUCGAACAAAGUAUUCCUACCUUCAUAUAUUGCGACAACAAAUUUGCAAUACACAUCGCCAACAACCCCACUUUUCACGAAAGAACCAAGCACAUUGAGCUUGAUUGCCACUUCAUUCGCGAGAAGAUCAAGAAAUCUGCCAUUCGUCUCAUUCCUGUUAACACAACACUUUAA
Molecule: messenger RNA, 1002 nt
Organism: Cannabis sativa
Lineage: Eukaryota; Viridiplantae; Streptophyta; Magnoliopsida; Rosales; Cannabaceae
Exons: 2
Coding region: 1-1002 (333 amino acids)
Source: RefSeq, a predicted model, not a curated record